CUUCACGACACGCCCACACUCGCUUCCCAUUCUACGAGCGACCUACAAUCCCCUGCGCUCGAGCCCGACGAGCUCGCACCGCCCAUAUUUCCUGUCCAACCCUUCGACAAGCCGCGCUACAAUCCUCCUCCCACCCUCCCACCGCAACGAUGCUUGGCCUCACGAACAUGCAACCACGGCAACUAGCCACCCAAAUCCUCAACUUCGCGCUCGUCCUGUCCACCGCCUUCAUGCUCUGGAAAGGCCUCUCCGUCGCUACCGACUCGCCCUCGCCCAUCGUCGUCGUGUUGUCCGGCUCCAUGGAGCCCGCGUUCCAGAGAGGAGACCUGCUGUUCUUGUGGAAUCGGGGGAUGAAUACGUCGGUUGGGGAGGUCGUCGUGUAUAAUGUGAAGGGGAAGGAUAUCCCGAUUGUGCAUCGGGUGGUGCGGAGACAUGGUGGAGGGAAAUCACCCCUCCGACUCCUCACAAAAGGCGACAACAACGCCGCCGACGACACCGAGCUCUACGCUACGGGCCAGUCUUUCCUCAACCGCAAAGAGGACGUUAUCGGGAGCGUGGUUGGGUACAUUCCUUUCGUGGGCUAUGUCACGAUUCUGCUGAGUGAGUAUCCCUGGCUGAAACAGGCUAUGCUGGGGAUAAUGGGCCUCAUGGUGGUGCUGCAGAGGGAGUGACGGAAAGGCUAAGAGCUAGGCGCUGCGUUUUGUAAAGGAUCAUGAAUAGACAUGCCUCGACGUAUUAUAUGUGGCCGUCCUGCGCGUUUAUGAAGCGUGUGGGAAUUAAGGCUCACCUCUUCGAUGCAGGACAGGCGUUGGAUGCACUUUGUGCAAGGGUGGGAAAACGGUUCCGGACAGCAUGGCGCUCCGAUUCUGCUGUACACUGUCUGGCAUUUGAAGGAUGGAAAGAGAUAUCCUCUUGUGAAGAAUUGGGCCACGUUUUCAAGUGGAUCACAUGCCCAACUUGCCGCUUCCUUCAAGCGUCC
Molecule: messenger RNA, 979 nt
Organism: Trematosphaeria pertusa
Lineage: Eukaryota; Fungi; Ascomycota; Dothideomycetes; Pleosporales; Trematosphaeriaceae
Product: signal peptidase complex catalytic subunit sec11
Exons: 2
Coding region: 168-671 (167 amino acids)
Cellular component (GO): signal peptidase complex; membrane
Molecular function (GO): serine-type endopeptidase activity
Source: RefSeq, a predicted model, not a curated record